This is a messenger RNA of Pestalotiopsis fici W106-1, 1125 nucleotides long. RefSeq lists its product as uncharacterized. The coding region runs from base 1 to 1125 and encodes 374 amino acids. The record is from RefSeq and is a predicted model, not a curated record. Lineage: Eukaryota; Fungi; Ascomycota; Sordariomycetes; Amphisphaeriales; Sporocadaceae. The transcript has 2 exons.
AUGGAUCCAGAAUCACAGAAAAAUCGCUAUUUACGCCUUAAACAUAAAGCCAAACAACUGCGUGUCGAAGUGGAAUUGUCCGCGGCCAUCACAGAAGGUACCGACGCUUUUAUUGCCCAUGUCCAACGUGAAGGCAACUUCAACGUCGGCCUCCGAUGGAUGGUAUCACAAAUACUGUGCUACACAUCGAUGGAGGUGUUCAAUGAGCUACUGCCAGAUGUCGAACGCCCAGAAAGUUUCGAGCCGAUCAAUGAUGAAGAUCGCUUCGACUUUCCCGCGCUGAAGACGCUGUGGGACAACUGCUACACAACUCUGAGGAUGGAUCAAAUCUUCUGGAUUGUGUGGACAGGUGGAAAACAGCGGAUCGAGCCACCUAAGAACUGGUUGGCUCAACCUUCAUCCCAGCGCCCCUCCCAACCUCAAGCACCAGGUAGGAGUUCGACAGCUCAACGCCCCUCCCAGCCUCAAGCACCAGGUGGGAGUUCAACAGCUCAACGGUCCUCCCAGCCCCAAACACACGCUGGUGGGAGUUCGACAGCACAAAGCUCUUUCCAACCACGCAGUCAGGCAGCGUCCGAGCCCUUUCUGUCCAACGCCACCAGGGCAGUCAAAGUCGAGGAGGCCAUCACCAAAGAUCUCCUAGGGAUGACAUCCCAAUCCUCACCCGACUUCAUCAAAGGCUACGAGUCCGACUUUGGCUCGGUCAGGUCUUUCAGAUACCUCCUGCCAAGAACUUUGAUAUACUCGAAACAUAUUGCCCCAUACAUUCGACAACUGCAACUGCUGCUAGGUGUCAGAAUAAUCACGGAAUGGCGGCCUCACGCAAUUGUCAUCUCCAUAAAUGAAGAUAGUCAGGACAUCAAGCUGAAUCAGGUCGCAAGAAAGGUCCUAGCGUACGAAAACUUGUAUCGAGCCCGCGAGUAUUUCACAAGCUAUUUCCGCACCAUACAAGAAUCAAACAAGGUGCCAGACUUGGCCUCGUUUAUACACAAUCUCAAGGUCGAGGAUGUGUUGCAACGGGUCAACGCCAGCAAGAAUACUGAACAGACUCUCUCACGCUUCGACAGUCAAUCUGCUCCCGCGCCUCCACCUGCCGUCUCGAAUGACAGUCCUUACUGGGACUAG